GAGCGACGUCACCUCUACCCGCUUCCUCUGAUCAGAGGAAUGAGGAAGACGAGUUCAUCAACUGGCUAGAGAGGACACAGCUUAGGUUAUUACAUAAAAACAAGUUUUCUGGACGAAACUGAGUGUAUUUGUUGAAUUAAUCCACCUGUGUGAUGGUGCGCGGCUGCCCAGGAGGAGGCUGGUGCGCUCGCUUCGUGGAGACGCACCGGUCAGGGCUGAAUUUCGCCCUGCUGGUUGUCUGUUACAUUCUUUACUUGAUUAUCGGUGCCGGUAUUUUCUCCGCCAUCGAGCUGCCCUACGAACACGAGCUUCGGAAGGAGCUGAAAGAAGCCCGGCAGGACUUCCUGACGGAAAGCCCCUGCGUGUCCGACGCGCGUCUGGAGGAGCUGCUGGCCCGCGCAUUGGAGGCCAAUAACUAUGGAGUGUCCCUCCUGGGGAACGACACCAGACACAACUGGGACUUUGUGUCCUCCUUGUUCUUCACCAGCACCGUGCUGACCACUACAGGCUAUGGCCACACUGUUCCACUCUCCGAUGCAGGGAAGGCCUUCUGCAUCUUCUACACCCUCUUCGGCAUCCCAGUCACCCUCUUCUUCCUCUCUGCUGUGGUGCAGAGGCUCAUGGUCCUGGUGUCUCGCCGUCCGGUGUCCUACUUCCACCGGCGAUGGGCUGUGGACAGGUCGAAACUAGCUGCCAUUCACGCCACCUGCCUCGCCGUCCUCCUGACCCUGCUGCUCUUCAUUGUUCCUGCGUGGAUCUUUGUCACCCUGGAGUCAGACUGGAACUUUCUAGAGUCGCUGUAUUUCUGCUUCAUCUCUCUGACCACCAUUGGCCUCGGAGAUUAUGUCCCUGGAGAAACUCAUAGUAAAGAGGCCAACCCACACCCACAGCUGUACAGACUGGCCAUUACAGUCUACUUGCUGGUGGGCUUGGUGUGCGUCCUGGUGGUGAUGGAGACGUGCUACGAGCUCCCCCAGAUAAGACGCUUCAGGCAGAGGUUCUACCAAGAAAAAGUUCGGGAGCUGGACUCUGAGACCACCAACAUCAUCAACCAGGAUCACCUGAGCGACCCUGCAGAUGACUUGACGGAUCACCUGCCAACCAUUCCUUCUGUGUCGGAACAGGCGGCGUCCCUGCGGCAAAACCAUACACCAGCGCCUUACACCCCAGCAUCAGGAUCUGCUGUUAAUGGAAAACUGAGAUGACCGAUUGUGUGGGGGAUUGUGGUGUCUUUUUUAAGGGACUGCUAUGUGAACUUUUGCAGGAUACAUGGCUGCUCAUGACACACCAGCUUUGACCUUAAGGUGCGUAUAUGAGAGUAUAAACAGCCCCAGUGUUCUCUUGAAAGCUCUUUAGAGAGUGAUUGCUCUCUACCAGUGCCAACACCAACAUUGCAUUAGUGGUUUAAAGCAGGAACCACCCAGAGAUUAUCAGCAUGGCAUUGUUUUCUCCCCUGUUGUUCCAUUCCCUGCAGAUACAGAUCUGACACAGAGGAAGGGUUGGGCCCCCCCAAAACGGAGGGAAACCUUGCGAGUUUCCACUUCCUGCCAAAGUCUUGAUGCCGUAAGGCGGCACAGUUUGUUUUAGAGGAUUUCACACCCGCUCUUAGUACAUUAUAUAAUCUAUGGUGGUAUUUGCAUAGGAAAUGUACCUCUUUGGAUAUAGCAAAGCUGUACAGUAGCAGGAGAAUCCGGUGUGCCAUCUGUUGGCCUGCUGUACCUCAUUUGCAAGGAUUCCAAGAAGCAGAUUAAGUGAUGGCAAUGAGUAAACAUUUUUUCUUCCUUGUUGCUUAUAGUUGCUGAUUAGUUUUCAGCUCCGACUGGCAUUCGGAAAUAUUUUAACAACACUGCAAUGUACACUUUUAGCCACUAGAUGGAAGCACUUUCAUGUUACAGGUAGAUUUAAAUGAAGCUGUUACUGGGGAUUUUAACUCUCAUGCUGCUUUAGAGGGAGUGAUUCUGAAAAACGUAAUGAAGCUACAAGAAUAUAUCAUUGUUACAACUGUGGGUCAGGCUGUGGAAAGAAGCAGUUUUGCAUGACAUUGUUUUGUCACAGUUUACAGCUCUUCUGAACUCAAUGUGCAGUUAGCAAUGCCUGUUUUAUGUCAUCGAGUGUUCUUCAUUUUUACAUCUUACACAACAGCUGUAAAAGGUUCAAAUCACAGGAAUCAAAAUGAUAUAACUUAUUUUCCACAGAUCAUUGUCAUUUUGAUGGUUUAUGGGUUUUAAUGAAAAGCAGGACUUUGCAAUGGUGUUUUUUUUUUUUAUGAAAUCCAAUUCUGGAUAAAAUGUAAAUAAAUCAUGCAACAAUAAACAUUAAAUAUGUAUGUAGU
Acanthochromis polyacanthus (spiny chromis) is the source of this 2332-nucleotide messenger RNA. RefSeq names its product potassium channel subfamily K member 1-like. The coding region runs from base 153 to 1205 and encodes 350 amino acids. Gene Ontology annotation, biological process: stabilization of membrane potential; potassium ion transmembrane transport. The record is from RefSeq and is a predicted model, not a curated record. Gene Ontology annotation, cellular component: membrane. Lineage: Eukaryota; Metazoa; Chordata; Actinopteri; Pomacentridae. The transcript is spliced from 3 exons. Gene Ontology annotation, molecular function: potassium ion leak channel activity.